AUGAGCGGAAAAAGGAGACCAAGAUAUGUUUCCUCUUCAAGUACAGAUCCAAUGCAAUCUGAGUUGGAAGCAAAGGUCGUGAUCCUUGGUACUCAGCGCGUUGGAAAAACAUCACUCGCAGAGCGAUACACGAGUGGGCUAUUUAGUCAGAACACUACUGCUGCCACUAUCGGCGCUUCGUUCCUCACAAAGAAAUUGACUAUCGAUAAAACACGCGUAAGAAUCCAAAUCUGGGAUACCGCUGGUGAAGAGCGCUUCAAGGCUCUCACUCCACUCUACUACCGUGGUGCUCAUGCUGCUAUCAUCGUCUACGAUAUCACAUCCUACAAUUCUUUCCUACAAGUAAAGACUUGGCUAUCUGAGCUGACAGAUAAUCUCAAUCAAUCCAUUUUAAUCGCUAUCGUUGGCUCUAAAUCUGAUCUCGAGUCACAGCGUAAGGUUGAUUUCAAUCAUGCUAAGGAUAAGAUAAAGGAGUGGACUGCUGAGCACAGCUCUGACUUUGUUGAAGUCAUGCGCAACCAGGAACUUCCCUAUGAGAAGCCAACAAGGAUAAACAGAUCUCGAUCAACAAGUAUGUCAUCCUCAAUUGCCAGGUCUUACUCCAACAACUCACAUACAAAUUUCCACGACACUUCUGACACUCCUGGUACCCCUGGUACUCUUGAUACACCCACAGACAACCUCAUCGAUCAAAUUACACUCCUCGAAGUAUCCGCUAAGGAUGACAGCGGGAUCAACGACCUCUUCCUGCACAUAUCGCGCAAACUUGUACAGUCCAAGGCAAAACUGGCAAGAGAACAAGCCACCAGACACAGGGAAUCCAUCUUCCUAUCCUCAUCCACCCCUGGCGAUGGCAGCGUCAUGUCAGACAGCAACCUCGUUCAAUCAUCAUCGUCCAUGUCUCGAGCACCGUCAAGCAGCAACAACGGCUGGUCCUGUUGUUAG
Molecule: messenger RNA, 945 nt
Organism: Wallemia ichthyophaga EXF-994
Lineage: Eukaryota; Fungi; Basidiomycota; Wallemiomycetes; Wallemiales; Wallemiaceae
Product: Ras-related protein Rab-5B
Exons: 3
Coding region: 1-945 (314 amino acids)
Molecular function (GO): GTPase activity; GTP binding
Source: RefSeq, a predicted model, not a curated record